AUAGUCCUCAGUCAUGCAUCUCAAUCUUUUCUUUGUGGCGGCUGCUGCCAUCCUCGCUGUUACCACCACCAUCCAGGCGUCAGCUGCUGUAAAUGCUGUAGCCGAUGCCGCACGGCAGGACAUGACUACCAUUGAGAAGGCCAAUCCGUCCAUGGAUCUCAAGAGUGGUACAGGAAAACACGUUCAUGCCGAGCUGUCCAAGCGUAAAGUCGCGAGCUACACGGUGCGUCAAAGAACAGAAAAGAUCGGCACCCAGGAAGGAACCAAAGGCUCUACUCUAUCCGGUGAAAAACAAAAACGCUCUCCACCGGGCCGUGUAAUCCAGGGCGCCGCAGGUUCGCUCCGUGCAAAAACCAAGAAUCUCUUUGGAGGACAAAAGAAGUCAUCGCUAGUGCCUAUCCCGCCCAAACGAUCUCUACAACGCAAACGUAGCAGCGUCCAAAGUGACGCCGCCUAAAUUACAUAAUAAUGACAGUAAGAUUUUUCUUUAGUUUCCAUAAUGUGUAGUGGCCAACAGAAAAAGUUCGGGAACAGUACCAGGGUACUCUCCUAAGUAUAGCCCGCUUUUCUUAGAAAGCUCAUCAUUGAAGUGCCUUGUAAUUCACUCGAAAAUUAGCCCGAAUUAAACUAUGUAAUUCCAAAGGACUUUUUCCACGUAAUUGAAGCUUUAUCAAGUAUAUGAAGCCAUUAGAAUAGAUCAACUGAAAGGAAAUAAAAAAAAACCAGCAAAGAUUUGCCAUGGAGG
Radiomyces spectabilis is the source of this 745-nucleotide messenger RNA. RefSeq lists its product as uncharacterized. The record is from RefSeq and is a predicted model, not a curated record. The transcript has a single exon. The coding region runs from base 14 to 457 and encodes 147 amino acids. NCBI's taxonomy places the organism in Eukaryota, Fungi, Mucoromycota, Mucoromycetes, Mucorales, Radiomycetaceae.